AUGUCUAGCCAACUUCGAGUGCUUAGUGCUCUUGAUGCUGCCAGGGUACAAUGGUACCACUUCAAAGCCAUCGUAAUUGCAGGCAUGGGCUUCUUGACUGACGCCUAUGAUCUCUUCAGUUUACCAAACAUCACAAAGUUGCUCGGCCGCAUCUACUACACUCACGACGGUGCAACGACGCCCGGAACCCUCCCUCCCGGAGUGAAUUCCGCCGUCAACGGCGUCGCCUUGUUUGGCACCUUGAUAGGCCAGCUAUUCUUUGGCUGGCUGGGUGACCAAAUGGGAAGGAAAAAGGUCUAUGGUUUAACCCUUAUCCUCAUGGUUGUCUCCUCUCUAGCCUCCGGUCUCUCUUUCGGUAAAUCAGCAAAAGGCGUCAUCACUACUCUUUGCUUCUUCCGCUUCUGGCUCGGAUUCGGCAUCGGCGGCGACUACCCUCUCUCCGCCACCAUCAUGUCAGAAUAUGCCAAUAAAAAGACCCGUGGAGCUUUCAUCGCGGCGGUUUUCGCAAUGCAAGGCUUCGGAAUUCUGUUCGGCGGUGUUGUUUCCCUAAUUGUUGCGACGGCGUUUGACCACGCCUACGAAGCUCCUCCUUAUAAGUUCAACGCCGCCGCUUCUCUUGUUCCUCAAGCCGACUAUGUUUGGCGAAUCAUUCUCAUGUUUGGUGCUGUCCCAGCUGCUCUCACUUACUACUGGCGUAUGAAAAUGCCGGAGACAGCUCGUUAUACGGCGCUGGUGGCUAAGAAUGCGAAGCAAGCCGCCGAUGACAUGGCUAAAGUACUGCAAGUUGAUAUUGAAGCUGAACCAGAAAAGUUAGAGAAGAUGACUCAGAGGAAGAACAGAUACGGGUUGUUCAGUCGGGAAUUUGCUCGCAGACAUGGCCUUCACUUGCUCGGAACCACCUCCACUUGGUUUCUAUUAGAUAUUGCGUAUUACAGUUCUAAUAUCUUUCAGAAGGAUAUUUACACUGCAGUUGGGUGGCUUCCUCCGGCUGAAGACAUGAACGCAAUCCACGAGGUUUACAGGGUUUCGGCAGCACAAGCACUCAUAACAUUAUGUGGUACAGUGCCAGGUUAUUGGUUUACAGUGGCAUUUAUAGACUAUCUGGGUCGCUUCUUCAUCCAACUUAUGGGUUUCUUCUUCAUGACAGUCUUCAUGUUUGCUCUUGCAAUCCCAUAUGAUCGCUGGAGUACGCAGAAACAAAGCCCAAUAGGGUUUCUUGUAAUGUACUCUCUCACUUUCUUCUUCGCCAAUUUCGGUCCAAAUACCACCACUUUCAUUGUCCCCGCGGAGAUUUUCCCGGCAAGGUUGAGGUCCACUUGCCACGGGAUAUCAGCGGCUGCCGGAAAAGCCGGAGCAACCAUCGGUGCGAUCGGAUUUUCCUUUGCAGCACAGAGCAAGCGCCAUAAAAAUACGGAUGAAGGGUAUCCAACUGGCAUGGGGGUGAAGAAUUCACUUAUUAUGCUUGGUGUUAUUAAUUUUGUGGGGAUGUUAUUUACGUUCCUCUUGCCAGAAUCCAAAGGGAAAUCAUUGGAGGAGUUAAGCGGAGAGAACGAAGACGAAGAUGAAGGAGGCGACCAAGCUACAUAGAGCUCAAUAAUGCCUCUUUCUAAUCACUAGAUAUAGGAUUUCGGUUCUUUCGGUGUUAAGGAUCUUAUCUGUACAAUAUGUUACAUCUUUUAUAUUUAAUCCCUUAAUUAGGUUUUACGUUUACAUUUAGGAGAAGUAGUAUAUUUUACAAAGUAGUGCACAAACGUAUAUGAUGUAAAUAGUAUUGUGUCUAUAUAUACCAUAUAUACAAUAUGUCUACCAACGAAA
Neltuma alba is the source of this 1815-nucleotide messenger RNA. RefSeq names its product probable inorganic phosphate transporter 1-5. The transcript has 2 exons. Gene Ontology annotation, cellular component: membrane. Gene Ontology annotation, biological process: transmembrane transport; phosphate ion transport. Gene Ontology annotation, molecular function: phosphate transmembrane transporter activity. The coding region runs from base 1 to 1587 and encodes 528 amino acids. NCBI's taxonomy places the organism in Eukaryota, Viridiplantae, Streptophyta, Magnoliopsida, Fabales, Fabaceae. The record is from RefSeq and is a predicted model, not a curated record.